Aspergillus welwitschiae is the source of this 714-nucleotide messenger RNA. Its product is annotated as sulfotransferase family protein. Lineage: Eukaryota; Fungi; Ascomycota; Eurotiomycetes; Eurotiales; Aspergillaceae. Bases 1 to 714 code for a protein of 237 amino acids. The transcript has 2 exons. The record is from RefSeq and is a predicted model, not a curated record.
AUGGAUGAAGCACUUAACGCCGCACUAUGCCAGCUCGGAUUUCGGCCUUAUGAUUUCAUGGACCGCGUGGAACUGGGACAUCUGCCGCUGUGGACAAAGGCGUUACACUGGAAGUUCAAAGGUGAAGGGCACAGCUUUGGACUCGAGCAGUUUGACCAGUUGACAAGUGACUUUGACGCAAUCUUGGAUACUCCCUGCUGUCUUUUCAUCGACGAACUAAUAGCCGCAUAUCCAGAAGCUAAAGUCAUCCUGAAUACUCGUGACGUGGAAGGGUGGCACAAGUCCAUGAUGGCGACGGUCUUUCGCUUUUUCGAAGGACCUUCGUGGAGGAUACUCCGGUAUACGGACACGAUGGCGGCAGAGGUCUGUGAAUUUGAUAGAGCCCUGUGGUUCUAUUUUUGCAACGGCGAAACAGGCGACAAGGCCAAGCAAGCCUUCAUGGAACAUAAUAAUUACGUUCGCAAAGUUGUGCCACCAGAGAGGUUGCUGGAGUUCCAACCUCAGGAUGGGUGGAAGCCACUCUGUCGGUUUCUGAACCUCCCUGAGCCAAAGACUUCAUACCCUAUGAGAAAUGACUCUGGAGCAACACAGGCGGCCGUGGAAGAAUUUUGGAAAAGAUGUGUACGGCGGAGUAUCAUGAAGAUCACUAUGUCGGUUAUCGGCAUUAGUGCCUUUGUAUACGGUGCCCGUUGGAUGUUGCGGGCUAGGGUAUAA